GCGGCUCCGGGACGCUCUGCAGUUACUACUUGACAGCAGCCAGGCAAGCCGCGAGGGACGCGGAGGAGCGCUCCGUGCAGGGAGGGCAGCUGGUCGAGUCCGGCCGCCUGGGGUCGUGGGGAGAGGACCGCGGGUAGCCCCUCCGCCCGGCUCCCGGCCGCUGCUCCGUGUUGCCGCGCGCCCCGCCGGCACCAUGCUGCUGCCCCAGCUCUGCUGGCUGCCGCUGCUUGCGGGGCUGCUCCCGCCGGCGCCCGCGCAGAAGUUCUCGGCGCUCACGUUUUUGAGGGUCGAUCAAGAUAAGGACAAAGACUGCAUCCUGGAUUGUGGGGGGUCCCCGCAGAAACCCCUCUGUGCGUCCGACGGAAGGACCUUCCUGUCCCGCUGUGAGUUCCAACGCGCCAAGUGCAAGGACCCUCAGUUAGAAAUCGCUCAUCGUGGAAACUGCAAAGACGUGUCCAGGUGUGUGGCCGAGAGGAAGUACACCCAGGAACAGGCCCGGAAGGAGCUCCAGCAGGUGUUCAUUCCGGAAUGCAACGAUGACGGCACCUACAGUCAGGUCCAGUGUCACAGCUACACGGGAUACUGCUGGUGUGUCACGCCCAACGGAAGGCCCAUCAGCGGCACCGCCGUGGCCCACAAGACACCCCGGUGCCCUGGUUCCAUAAAUGAAAAGUUACCCCAACGGGAAGGCACAGGAAAAACAGUCUCCUUGCAAAUCUUUUCCGUUCUGAAUUCAGAUGCCUCAGCUCCAGCGCUGGAGACUCAGCCUCAAGGAGAUGAAGAAGACAUUGCAUCACGUUACCCCACGCUUUGGACGGAACAAGUUAAAAGCCGACAGAACAAAACCAGUAAGAAUGCAGUGUCCUCGUGUGACCAGGAGCAGCAGUCGGCCCUGGAGGAGGCCAGGCAGCCCAAGAAUGACAAUGUGGUGAUCCCCGAGUGUGCCCACGGCGGCCUGUACAAGCCCGUCCAGUGCCACCCCUCCACGGGCUACUGCUGGUGUGUCUUGGUGGACACCGGACGCCCCAUCCCUGGCACGUCCACCAGGUAUGAGCAGCCGAAAUGUGACAACACGGCCAGGGCGCACCCCACCAAAGCGAGGGACCUGUACAAGGGCCGCCAGCUCCAAGGUUGCCCUGGUGCCAAGAAGAAUGAAUUUCUGACGAGUGUCCUGGAUGCGCUCUCCACUGACAUGGUCCACGCCGUGUCCGACCCCGCCUCCUCCAGCAGGCUUUCUGAGCCCGACCCCAGCCACACGCUGGAGGAGAGAGUGGUCCACUGGUACUUCAAACUGCUUGAUAAAAAUUCCAGUGGGGACAUUGGCAAAAAGGAGAUCAAGCCCUUCAAGAGAUUCCUGCGGAAGAAAUCCAAACCCAAGAAGUGUGUGAAGAAGUUUGUGGAGUACUGUGACGUGAAUAACGACAAGUCCCUGUCUGUGCACGAGCUAAUGGGCUGCCUGGGUGUGACCAAGGAGGAGGGGACAGCCAGCACACGGAAGCGACAAGCCCCUAAAGGUAAUGCUGAGAGCACUUCUAAUAGACAGCCAAGGAAGCGAGGAUAAGUGGCUGACACAUCCAGGGCGGUUCCUAGACGUGUGGGAGGCUCCCUCACCAAAAAGCAAUUAAAAAAACAGAAACAAAAACACAUAGUAUUUGCACUUUGUACUUUAAAUGUAAAUUCACUCUGUAGAAAUGAGAUAUUUAAACAGACUGCUUUGAUCUGUGAAAAGGGCAGGGCUGGCUUCAGAAGACUGAGCACAUACAAUGUAUGUGUCCUCUUUUGACCUUGGGGUCUGUGCUUGCUGCAGCUGCGUUUUGAGGGGACCUGGGCCCCUCUGGGGGUGGCGCGCACCCCCAGACGUGGCGCGCACGUUAACCGCAGGCCCCGCCCCAGCCCCAAGCCUUCCUCUCCAGCACCCUCCCACUCGUGCCAACUCACCACCUUUGAAACCUGCUGCACUCGCAGCCUCCUUGAGUUGCGUCGAAGCCUCGUGAUUCCGUAGAACUGUCACCCGCUGUCCUCAUCGUGCUGUUCACACUGCUUGUAAGGUCAGAAAGGAGUCGAAUCCAGGCACCCCAUCCCCACCCCUAUUUUCCCUUACAUCUGGCCUUGUCCACCCUACUGUUCACCGGGACCCACUGUAAAGUGUCACUUGAACAAAUGACGAUGGUUUCCUUAAAGAAGGUACAGCAGGAUAUGCUGUGCCCUGGGUGGUGUUGGUGUUGGCUGGCAGUGCCCUGCUUCUCCUUAUCCUCCUCCAAAUGCCUCAAGCGCAUGAGAAAGUGCCAGUGGGAAGUUCGCCCGAGUGGCACUUCUGAGGGAAGGGUCGGGAACCCAAGGCCCCCACUGUGAGUCCUGGAUCUGGCCCCGUGUCCAGCCAGCGGCCACUAGGAGCUGGCUGGCCCCCAGCAAGCGGCCUGGCUCUAUGGCGCCACUUGGAGGCCGGGCCGAGAGCUGCGCGUGGCCCCCUGGGAUACUGUCUUACCUUAGCUCAGACUUUUGGCUGGAAAACAACCCUCAUGGCCCCAAAUCUUCCCACGUAUGUCAUGUAAAAUGAUCUCUGUGAAUAUGCAUGAAGAUAUUUUAGGAGGCUUCUUACGUAUUUAAACUGUGCAAAGUAAAAACUGAAACUUUGGAGCUACAAAACCAGCUCAAGUGUGUGCGUCACCAUCGCUUAAGAAAGUUAUGAUCCUAAAUUUAUCGGAUAAUCUUUUAUAUUUCUGAACUUUGAAUUUAAUCAUUUUUCUUAGAUUAAAAUAAAAUGUGCUAUCGAAACUG
Messenger RNA from Rhinolophus ferrumequinum (greater horseshoe bat), 2778 nucleotides. It is a transcript of the gene SMOC2, whose product is annotated as SPARC related modular calcium binding 2. The record is from RefSeq and is a predicted model, not a curated record. Gene Ontology annotation, molecular function: calcium ion binding; extracellular matrix binding; protein binding. Gene Ontology annotation, biological process: extracellular matrix organization. Gene Ontology annotation, cellular component: basement membrane. The transcript has 13 exons. The coding region runs from base 194 to 1561 and encodes 455 amino acids. NCBI's taxonomy places the organism in Eukaryota, Metazoa, Chordata, Mammalia, Chiroptera, Rhinolophidae.